UUUCUUUCAAUUUCUUUUUGGGCCAUUGACGCGGAAAUCCAUUAGACUGCAGGAACACUAUCGCCACAAACAAAUAGCAGUCUCGCAAUUUCAAAUUCCAAAUUUAUUUCUCUCUUUCACAGAUCGGAAUGAGGUUGAGCGGAAGGACAAAACCGUCAAAAGAAACUUCAUUGAAUCUCAUAGUAGUCGAUCCACGAUCAAAAAUUAUUUCUUCUCUUAUUCUGAAGUUGCGAUCAUGGUCGGAUACAUAUAUUCGAAAAUCUGUUUCAUUUUUCAACGUUUUUGUCACAAUAAUCAUACCGACCAAAUUGUGGAGGAAAAAAAAUCAUCAGGUUAAUGAUGUAGCCGCCUGUGAUCGAAUAACAUUCGAAGGGGAUACAGAUUUAGAAGACGAUACAGAAAAGGAAUUAAUGUCACUUGGUGUUGGUGGAUUGGCUAAAAUUUACGAUUUUAUCAUGGAAAAGGUGUUUGAUACUUCAUUGCGAAGCGCUGGGCAAUUUACACGGUUAAAGAUCAAUAAUGUUAAAGGGAUGCUUCUCUAUGGGCCACCUGGGACUGGGAAAACAUUAUUGGCAAAAGCACUUGCAAAGAUGCUACACGCUAAGGUUGUUAUGGGGCCUAUGUUGAUGUCAAGCUAUGGAGAUGAAUCAAAACACAGUUUGAGAAAGCUAUUUGAUGAUGCUAUAAAUGAUUAUAAAAAAUAUGGAGAUCAAAGUCCACUCCACAUGAUCAUUUUUGAUGAAAUUGAUUGCUUCACUCAGGGCUCUGGGAUAGUUCAUCAAUUGUUGGGAAUGAUUGAUGGCGUCAAUGCAUAUAAUAAUAUCUUUAUUAUUGGAACAACGAGUAGGAUGGAUUUAGUCGAUGAGUCACUCUUGAGACCUGGCAGACUGGAUCUCCGCAUUGAAAUUGGGAUUCCUAAUGAGAAAGGUCGUGUAAACAUAUUAAAGAUUCACACACAAAGGAUGAACCAUUGUGGUUUACUCCAUUCAGAUGUGAACCUUGAACAAAUAGCUUCCAUGACUGUUGGUUGGACCGGGGCUGAGCUUGCCAGUGCUGUUAACUCUGCUCUCUCCAAUGCUAUUGUCCGUGCAGAUCCUAAUAUGAUAGGGCAAGUAAAUAAGAAGCAGAUUAGAGUAAAACAAGCAGACUUUCUUCAUGGUGUUCGAGUUAGUAUCCAUGAUAAAUGAUGGAAGAAAUUUCAGUAUAAUAUAUAUAAAUAUUUAUCUGAUGUAUAAUAAAUAUAUGUUGAUAACAUAUAAUAGUUUGCCUACGCAUGAAUCCAACGCUAAUUUCUGUAACUUUUACCACAUUUUGCGAGACACUUAUAUGUCACGAAACUUGCGAAUUUUGAUUA
This is a messenger RNA of Jatropha curcas, 1354 nucleotides long. Lineage: Eukaryota; Viridiplantae; Streptophyta; Magnoliopsida; Malpighiales; Euphorbiaceae. The record is from RefSeq and is a predicted model, not a curated record.